CUUGUAGAGAUUAUCAGGUUUAAAAUUGUAUUCUUAGUUUCUGAAGUGUUUAGGUAUGUGUCGGUGGUUGGUAUUGUGGGGAGUAUUUAUCGUGAAGAAUGAUUUCGUAAAAUCCAGGACUUGCUUUUUGUCAACUACUGCUGGACUUUUUAUCACGUUAUUUGCAUUUUCCUUCACAGUCCAAGUGUAUGGUGAACAGUGUAAUCGUGAAAUUGUACUAAAGGCACAACUGGGUAAACAGUCUUACGCUAGGUGGGUCAAUACUUCGACUACUUUAUUAUGCCCGGGUGACGAGUUUACAAGCAUAAUAUGGUACUCCUCAAGGAAAAUUUACAGAAUGGCUGUUGGGUGUCUUAGGGACGAGUACGAAUUUUUACGUUUAGACUGGUUUCCUGAUGUCCCAGAGAUAGUGUAAGUACUCUGGCAUCUUCAUAAUGCUUUUUAGAGCUAUAUAUGUUUCGUAUGAAAAGAGAAUCCGCCAGACAUGUUUAUUUUCGUCAUCAAAUGGCAUUUUAAGCACCAAUUUAUUCCUGGAAAGCCUUGGUGAUCAUCCUAAUAGCCCGGAACUUUCGGCGACCAUAUAUAUCAAGGACAACUCAGCUAUGACCAACAUAUUUUUUAUCUGCAAACAGGGUGAAGUGCGUAAUGGGACAUGUCGCAGUCAUACAAUCAAUGGUACAUUUUUUAAUGGUGAAGAAACAAUCCAUAAGAAUGAUAUGUUUUAUAAAAUAAUAAAUGAAUUCGUUCCUGUUCCCAUGGGUAAACACGAGUGUUUCGCAAGAAUAAAUGGAACGUACUACGUCGUAUCUGUAACUUUUUCAAGUAAAGAUGAUUGGUCGCCACACGGAUUAAGUUCAUACUCAUAUAUGAAGGAACAAAUAUGUGGAUCGGAUAUAUGUAUUCAUGCAGCUAAUCAGGGUCGUUUGCUAUGUGAUGCUGGUAUUCAUGAUUGUUAUGAAACUGAUAACACUUACCAAUGUGAAAAUGGAGUUCCACUUAUAGAUUCAUGUGAAUACUUAGCCAAAGACUCUGACUGGACUUGUCCUCAUGUGUCCGAAAAUUCUUCCAAAAUAUUUGAUUUCGGAAGGAGUCUUUACAGUAUCUCAUAUAAUGCACAAACAUUGUAUCGUAUAAAUCCUGACUACAUUUUGAAUUUAACUUCCAAAUUGACUAACGAUGAAUUAAAACUACAACUUGCUAGUAACAGCAUUUCUGAUCGGCAUUCAAUCGUUAGUCACUUACUUGACAGUAUGCGGUUUGCUUUAGAUGAAACGCCUACUUUUGUGGAACGCACAACUGUCCACUCACCUAGAAAUACUUCUGAGUUUUUAUCGGGUGCAUCUACUAAAAAGUUGCAAACAGCCUCUGUGUUUCUGCAUAUAAUCUCUGAAAUUGCCCGACAAACUCCUACUGUGGUAGAUAUGUUGGCAUCUGGUAAAGAAAAUAGAGAAAAUUUACAAUUUUGGCACUUGUCACCAGUGAAGGGGGAAAUAUCACUGAACAAUUCUCAAGGAAGUGCACUCGAAAUGUUUGUGAAGUCAAACCAGUCAGAAGUGCAGGAUACUUUCAUCGCUGUCAUCCCAACUGCUAGGCUACCUGGUAUCCAACUGACCGAACUGCUCAGUGUUGACAAGGACAAGGAAGAAUCUAUGGUUGGCUCAGAUAUCUUGUUGGUCGAUACAAGUACCGGUGUAUCUUUCACAGUCUCUGUGAAUCUGUCUGAGAAACCAAAUAUCUCGGCGUCUUGCGAACAACUUCAACAGGGUCCUAAUUUCAAAGAAAUUUGGAAUAAUGGAAACUGCAAAACUGUAAUCGUUGGUUACCAUUAUGAAUGUCAGUGUUUUUCUAAUCAAGACGGAACGUUUGCUAUUGCCUUAAUUUAUUGGCUGGGCACAUCAGAUAUCCCUUCUGCACAUGUAUACUCCAUAAGUAUCGUGAAUUACGUAUUCACUCUGGUUACUAUUGUCGCUCUGUUCUUGUUUCUCAUAUUUACUCGAUUCAUUGGUGUCUUUCGGCUAGAUCAAUUCAACAUCGCUUUUUGUUUAAUGAUUAGCGCAAUAGUUUCUCUAACCAUCCCGCAUAUAACUGAUAGACAGCAUAUAAUGUGCACAGUGGUUGCAGUUGCUGUGUGCUAUUUCCCUCUGGCUGCAUUCGCGUGGAAGUUUAUUUUCGGUUUGAAUACGUUGAUAUUGAUCAUUUCACCUCACUCUCGUCUCCAUGAUCUUGUUUCAAAACCGAAAUAUUGUUUGCCUUUAAUUUGGGUGGCUUACCUCAGCCCCGCUGUUAUAAUCGGGGUGUGGUUUGGUUACACUGGUGAAGUCAGUAAUAGUGGCCUAUGCAUUGGUCCAAAAACAUUUCGCUGGUCCUUCGUUGGUCCUAUUACGGCAAUUGUAUCCUUCAAUUUCCUUAUAUUGUUUAUCGUUGGUUUUGUGCUUCUCAAAAACUACUUUCUAACUCGCAAAAGCAAAUUAAAUAAAACUACGCAUUUAUUGGUAUUAUUACAGCUAAUGUUGACGUUGGGAAUUCCAUACAUUGCAAUUUACAUUCAGUUGUUGGAUGCUUUCAGCAUGCUAAUUGUCGUACCCAUUGCUAUGGCCUUAACAGCUGUUCUUAUGUUUAUUUUGGUGGCUGUUGUGGAUGAGGAAAAUCGUCUUCUACUACGAUCUUUUAUCCUUACGCAUAUUGCACGCCAAAACGAAUAUAGCAGCAGGACUAUUGCAUCAAGAAGCAAAUGUGAUAUUUUGUCGAAUUCCAAGGGUCACAUGCCUAAAAGCUUGAAACGUAAAAACCUCUGUUCCAACCUUCUAGAGGUGCAAACAUCGGAUAACGCUGAAAAUCGUUUUCAAUGUAACACUACAAGUGAUGGUAAAACAAGUCCGUCUGUUUUACAGGAUGCUGUUCAACCACUGAAUCUGUGAUACUUAUCAUCGUCUACUUCGCUUUGCCAAUAUUAUUCUUUUGGAAGAGAGAGGAUAGGCUUGCAUUAACCGUGUUGGUGAAAGCAUGUUUUACUCACUAGUCAUCAAAGUCGUUAUGUCUACGAUUUUGUUUUCAUAUUUAAACGAUGCAAAUUUACCGCCCAAUUGAAGUAAUUUUGCCAUCAAUGGGAAUUUUAUUGUCCGCAUUCAACAAUCUUAUUGUAUUAUACUUGGCGUGAGACUAAAAAAAAAACUUGAUUUUGGAGUUUUAGAUUUGGUUUUUUAUUUCAACUGGAAGUGUGAUUUUUUUUAGUCAUUUCGGUGAAUAUGAUUUCUUCAUAGAUUUCUGUAAAUUCAACUGAGAUAUUUCCAAAGAUUUUGCACUACAUAUAUGUUGUAAACACAUUUGUCUACUAAAAUUCAAAAAAAAAUGAUUAACCUCUACUUCAGCAUUAUUUUGUGUAUAAUCCACACUGUCUUUAGUCCUGCCUUCACUUCUGAUUUUAUGAACACAUGCACAAAGAAUGAAAUUCCCCGUGUCAUUCAUUAGCCAACUUUUAUUUUCUUACAAUUUUUUGCCUUAUUUGUACUUAUUUCACUGUCCCAAACUCAUAAAUAAUAAUAAUUAUAAUGGAAAUGAAAUGUAACUUUUUUGAUAACUUAAUUCAGCGAAGCACAAGUCGG
This is a messenger RNA of Trichobilharzia szidati, 3602 nucleotides long. The record is from the annotation of a GenBank genome assembly. NCBI's taxonomy places the organism in Eukaryota, Metazoa, Platyhelminthes, Trematoda, Strigeidida, Schistosomatidae.